UAUAUGGAGAUGGGCCGCCUCUCCCUUUCGUUGCUAGUGUCCGGCGCGAAGCACGAGCGUCCUCCAGCUGCGGCCUCGCGACCAAGAGAUCUUGCGGUAGCGCGACUUGGGCUUCGGUUGAGCUCGCGGGGUUCGAUUGUUCUUCCUUCUGGUUUCGUCGAGCGUGAUGAUGGGUAAGGGAGACCGGGGGGAUAUGGAGGGUGACGACGGCUCGCGGUCUUCGUUUUACGGCAUCCUCGGCAUCGCUCCCGGUUCUUCUUUGGAGGAGAUAAGGCGCGCUUAUCGCAAGCUCGCUAUGCAAUGGCAUCCCGACAGGUGGACGAGGAACCCUUCUCUGUCGGGCGAGGCCAAGCGCAAAUUUCAGCAAAUUCAGGAAGCUUACGAAGUGUUGUCAGACCAGAGGAAGAGGACGUUGUACGAUGCGGGGUUGUAUGAUCCGGAUGAUGAAGUAGAUGAGGGGUUCUGUGACUUUCUGCAAGAGAUGGUGUCUCUCAUGGGACAGGCCAGAAGAGAGGAGAAACAAUAUACCAUGGAAGAUUUGCAAACGAUGUUCAUGGAGAUGGCGCAGGGGUUUGAGUUUGGUCCUUGGUCCUCCGAAGCUAUGAUCUUUGAGGAUCACAAGAGCUCAAAGAGAGCACGGUGCGAAUUGGACUUGAUGCCAGGGACAUCGCAUUCGCACAUAUCGGGGUUCAGGAUGUACGAAACGAGCGGUCGUUAUUGCCACUGAGACUUGCUCCACUAUAUGAUACGGAUGCAUGGAGGAAAAGUGGGAAACAUCAGAAGGGGUUUCCGGGAAGAGCUCGUGACCACUUUCGAAGCAAACUACGGAUAUCAAAUGCGUGGAAAUGGCAGACAUGGCCGGAGGAACAACACGAUUUUCUGAUAGUUGUCGGAAGUGGCUUCUGUGAGGAGUUGUUGCUUGUAUUUGUUGUAUGGAACUCCCACACCCUCUUGUUGUACAAAGUUUUGGAAUGGCCUGUGUCAUGUUUGUUCGAUUGGGACGAGGCAUGUUAUGUACAGCAGCAGUUCAUAUUAGACAUUGCCCUCAUGAACAUUGUAUCGGAAGUGUGUUUGUCCUUGAUCUUUUA
Messenger RNA from Syzygium oleosum, 1088 nucleotides. RefSeq lists its product as uncharacterized. The coding region runs from base 167 to 727 and encodes 186 amino acids. The record is from RefSeq and is a predicted model, not a curated record. The transcript is spliced from 5 exons. Lineage: Eukaryota; Viridiplantae; Streptophyta; Magnoliopsida; Myrtales; Myrtaceae.